UAUAAAACCAGCUCGAUGGAGCACCUGCUGUCGAAAACCGGCGUUCACCAAGGAAAGCUAGACGUCACAAUGAAGAACGGCUACCAGCAUCUUCUCCUGCUUCUGUUCUGUUGUGGCUUAGUCAAAACGGGUCGUUUGCGAAGUCAGAUAAUCGGCGGCCAGGAAGCCAAGCCGCACUCCAGGCCUUACAUGGCCGCCUUGAAGCUGGGAGAUCAAUUUGGCUGCGGUGGAUUUCUGGUGGCGCCCCAAUGGGUCAUGACGGCAGCGCACUGCAUGGAUGACAUGACGGUUAUCUUGGGAGCCCACAAUCUUUAUGAGAUCGAAAAGUCUCAACAGGUGAUUGGGGUGGAAUCAUACCACAUGCACCCAGAAUACGACCAGUACACCACUUCGAACGAUAUACUUCUCCUGAAGCUGACAGCAAAAGCCACCCUGAACAAGUUUGUCCAGCCGGUGCCCUUGCCCAAAUCUAGCAGCGACCUCCCUGCGGGGGUGCCGUGCAGCUUGGCGGGAUGGGGCCUGAUCGACAAGGACGAAGCCACAGAAAAACUCUUCGAGAACAACAUCACGAUCGUCAGCCGCAAGCAGUGCAUGCGGUUUUACCCAGAACUCAACGACGGAAUGAUCUGCGCGGGCAGCCACAACCAGAUGCGGGAUUCAAGCCAGGGGGAUUCUGGUGGACCCAUGGUAUGCCACGGCGUGGUGCAAGGAAUCGUCUCUUUCGGCAAUCAUUUCCCUCCUGGGGUUUAUACCAGAAUUGCCAACUACCUUCCCUGGAUCAAGGAAACCAUGGGAGCUGACCUGUGAGAAGAGGAAUCCUCUCUGCUUUUCACAACGCCCCUUUUCUAAACUUCCUGUUCACUUAGCAACAUGUGUGGCUUGCAUUCCUCAGCUCCUCUUUCCCGACUGAUGUAGCAAAAAUUACAGAAAUUACAAGAA
This is a messenger RNA of Sphaerodactylus townsendi, 939 nucleotides long. Its product is annotated as mast cell protease 1A-like. NCBI's taxonomy places the organism in Eukaryota, Metazoa, Chordata, Lepidosauria, Squamata, Sphaerodactylidae. Bases 16 to 807 code for a protein of 263 amino acids. Gene Ontology annotation, biological process: proteolysis. Gene Ontology annotation, molecular function: serine-type endopeptidase activity. The record is from RefSeq and is a predicted model, not a curated record. The transcript has 5 exons.